AUGAGCGAGCUGAAAGGCGGUGCUUGGGAUGGGCUGAAAAUUGUCACCGAGGGGGCCGUGAACAAGGGCCCCCGCGAGAGCGAAUCAUCGCUGAGCAUGGCCUCCUGCACGGAAGAGGAUUCACUGGACACCGAGGCGCUCGCAGCACCCGACCAGCCCUCCGAGUUCUGA
Messenger RNA from Monoraphidium neglectum, 171 nucleotides. RefSeq lists its product as hypothetical. The transcript has 2 exons. Bases 1 to 171 code for a protein of 56 amino acids. Lineage: Eukaryota; Viridiplantae; Chlorophyta; Chlorophyceae; Sphaeropleales; Selenastraceae. The record is from RefSeq and is a predicted model, not a curated record.